This is a messenger RNA of Didymodactylos carnosus, 1498 nucleotides long. NCBI's taxonomy places the organism in Eukaryota, Metazoa, Rotifera, Eurotatoria, Philodinida, Philodinidae. The record is from the annotation of a GenBank genome assembly.
GAUUAUUGUCCUGAAACAAUACAUGGAAGAGAUAGUUUACAUAUAGUGACACAAAUAAUCAUACAAAAUCCAACAAACUAUAUUCACCAACAACCGCCAUCUUCUACACCAGUACAUAUAAAAUCGAUCAAUGACAAAGCAGAACUAAUCAAUCGUCCACGUCAACGCAACUAUAAUAGUGUAUCAACACCACAACAUUCCACAAUAUCACCCAUACACAACAAUAGCGUACAAACAACGACAACAAUACACCAAUAUCAUCAAUAUGAAAAAUUUAUCGAUUUAUCGACACAAAAUUGUUUGUUUGGUUAUCGUGUCGUUCAGUAUUAUUCAUACGAACAAAAACAAUUAACUCCAUUAUUAUGCGGUUUUUUUAGCUCAUAUCUAAUUCACAAAAAGCAAGAAAAACAUAAAAUAACGUACUGUUCUCCCAUCAAUGAAUCACCAACCUCAAGAGAAGCAGCUCUGGCUAUUCUAAAAACCACAAAAUCGCAACUAAUCGAUUCUGGACUUCAAAAACAAGCAAUUAUUAUAAUGGAUGAAGGAAUGUAUCAGGCGGUGAUAAAAGUGAAAGACCAACAACCAAAAGAAUUUCAAGAUGUUUUUAUCUUAGCUGGAGAUUUUCAUGCACUUAAAACUUAUAUGAUAAUGGUCUGGAAGGUGCUGGCAGGUUCUGGUAUUCAUGAACUAUUGGGAAAUAUUUACCAAGGAGCCACACUCCGAUCAAUUUUAGAAGUGACAAAUUUUAAUAAAUCAUUGCGUGCUACUAAGUUAUUAUACACGGCUUUGAGUAUUUUAUGUAUUGAAAAUUUUAUAACAUCUACAUCAGCGUUAUCAUCAUCCCAAUCAAUUCCAUCCACAUUUGAUCAGUUACCAUCGUAUUAUGCUACGGAUGAAAAAAAAAAACAAUGGUUUACUAGCCUGUUAGAAAUAAUACAUCGUUCCAAUCUGCAAGAAAAAUAUCAUGAAUAUUCGACAACUACGUCAUCGACUAAUAUACAUUUCAAAUUUUGGUAUUAUAUAUUGAAUCAACUUUUCCAACCUUGUAUCGAAUUAUUAGUUGCUGUUCGUACACAAAAUUUUAAUGCAAGAAAUGCAGCCUGGAGUAAAAUGGUGCCGAUGUUCUUUGCAAAUAACCGGUUCCGAUAUGCCAAAUUAGGUGCUAGAAAUCUGGCGGAUCUUCAGACAAUGUCUGAUGAUCUCUUACAACAUUUGACAAGAUCCUUUGCGGUACAAAGGAGCGAUCGUGCAUUCUCAAGCAUUCCUGUUGACCAGGCACUCGAAUGUUCAAUUAAUCGACUAGGCAAAGGAAGAAGCGGUAUUACUGGCCGGUUUAGUCCACAAGCAGUAGAUCGAUUUUGUAAUACGUUAGUCUUUCGUACAAUGAUGCAUUCUAUUAUAAAUGAAAUAGCUGAUAUAGAAACACGAACAAAUUCAAUUGAUGCUCAUAUAGAAUGUCAACAAAGUCGAAUGGAACUGGACAACCAUGACUUAAAAU